UCAGCAACAAUGUGCCAGGAUCUGAUUUCUCCGUCGGCGCGGAUACAGCUCUCAAUGAAAUCACCGACAUUUGCGACCGAAUCAAACAAUCGGCCACCGGAUCGAAGCGACGUGUGUUCAUCGUGGAGACCAUGGGGGGCUACUGUGGCUAUUUGGCCACCCUCUCUGGACUCGCUGGAGGGGCUGACCAGGCCUACAUCUUCGAGGAACAUUUCUCUAUCAAGGACAUGCAGGGUGAUGUAGUGCAUUUGAAGGCCAAGAUAGAGGAUGGAGUACAGAGAGGUCUCAUUUUGAGAAAUGAGUAUGCUAACGACAACUAUACCACCGACUUUAUCCAGCAACUUUACUCGGAGGAGGGAAAAGGUGUUUUCAGUUGUAGAAAGAACGUUCUGGGCCACAUGCAACAGGGCGGACUGCCAACGCCGUUCGAUCGUAACAUGGGCACAAAACUGGCGGCCAAGGCGGUGGAGCGUGUCAUGACACAAAUUCAGCAGUACGAGAAGCCAGAUGGUUUUGUAUUCUGUGAUGAUGAGGAAACUGCCUGUCUUCUCGGGUUGGUGCGUAGGGCGUCAAAAUUCACCCCAAUGAAAGAACUAAAGAAGCAGACAGAUUGGAAGCAUCGUCUCCCACUGGAGCAGUGGUGGUUGAAAUUGCGGCCCCUCCUCCGAAUCCUGGCGAAACACGAGAAUGUAUACGAAAUGGAGGGCGUGAAUGUCACCUCCACUGAUGCGGAGAGUUCAGAUGGCGACGUCCUGUAAAAGGCAAAAUGGAACCUAGGACCGUCGGCGAUUGAGUGUCUUAUCCUAGUUUUCCUUCAUCCGCUUGUGCAGUGAUGUUCGUCGUUGGAUGUUGAAGAUCUCUAAGGGAUGCAUUGUGUGCAGCUUUUUGUUUUGAAUCAAUUUGAACAAUUCAGAUGUACAGCAGAACCUCUCUAUUGAGAAUACGAAUGGGCAUGGCAAGUGCUGUCCUUUAUAGAGAGUUGUACUGAUUAGAGAGGACAAAUUGAAUGGAAACAGCCAGUUUGGGACAACUAGUGUCCUUAAUUAAAAGAUGUCUGCUAAAGGAGGAUCCACCGGACCUGCCGGUGAUAAAAAAUAUUGAUAAAUACUGUACCAAUGCUAUUUAACCGGUUGAGGGUCACCUGUACAAAAGGUCUGUCUUACGUUUAAUAGGCCUAUUUGAAACAGACACGCCAAAACGCACUAAAUACUUAAUGGUGUUGAGACAGUAUGUAGUGCCCCAAACAAUGCAAAAAUUCAGCACACAGCUCUACGUUGAAAAGUUUGGUGCCUAAAGAUUGAUGUUUGUGUGUGAUGCCACUGACAGGAUUACUUCAACUAAAGGGUUUUUGCCUUCAACCCUUAGACAACGAGUAAGAAUCCUGCGGUGUAAAAUUGCAGUUUUGUGCCAUUGGGAAGGAAAUCACGAGUCCUUUCAGUUUGGGGUGAAUAUGCUUAAAGGGACAACUUGAGCGUGGGAU
Molecule: messenger RNA, 1480 nt
Organism: Lineus longissimus
Lineage: Eukaryota; Metazoa; Nemertea; Pilidiophora; Heteronemertea; Lineidae
Product: ATP-dependent 6-phosphofructokinase-like
Exons: 7
Coding region: 132-758 (208 amino acids)
Biological process (GO): fructose 6-phosphate metabolic process; canonical glycolysis; fructose 1,6-bisphosphate metabolic process
Cellular component (GO): 6-phosphofructokinase complex
Molecular function (GO): ATP binding; identical protein binding; monosaccharide binding
Source: RefSeq, a predicted model, not a curated record